AGCACACAGACUUUGAUCCCCAGACGGUUAGGCCAGGAAGUCGGUAUAGUCAUGUUCAGGAGGUCCAGGAGCGGCUCAAUUUCUUGAGGUUCUUACUGAAAGAUGGGCAACUCUGGCUGUGUGCACCUCAGGCUAAGCAGAUCUGGAAGUGCCUGGCGGAGAACGCAGUGUUCUUGUGUGAUCGGGAGGCCUGCUUCAAAUGGUACUCCAAACUCAUGGGGGACGAACCCGACCUUGACCCUGACAUCAACAAGGACUUUUUUGAGAACAACGUACUACAGCUUGACCCCUCGCUGCUGACAGAGAACGGGAUGAAAUGCUUUGAACGAUUCUUCAAGGCAGUCAACUGCAGGGAAGGCAAGCUGGUGGCAAAACGCCGGGCAUACAUGAUGGAUGACUUGGAGCUGAUAGGGCUGGAUUACCUGUGGAGGGUUGUGAUUCAAGGAAGUGAUGAUAUUGCUAGCCGAGCAAUUGACUUGCUUAAAGAGAUUUAUACAAACCUCGGACCAAAAUUACAAGCCAAUCAGGUAGUGAUCCAUGAGGAUUUUAUUCAGUCUUGCUUUGACCGGCUCAAAGCCUCCUAUGACACUCUGUGUGUGCUGGAUGGAGAUAAAGACAGCAUUAACUGUGCCAGACAGGAGGCCAUCCGCAUGGUGAGAGUACUGACGGUGCUCAGGGAGUAUAUAACCGAGUGUGACAGUGACUACCACGAGGAGAGGACUAUCCUGCCCAUGUCCAGGGCUUUCCGAGGAAAGCAUAUCACACUAGUUGUGCGUUUCCCAAACCCAGGCCGACAGGUUGAUGAUCUGGAUAUUUGGUCGCAUACCAACGACACAAUUGGCUCUGUGCGACGCUGCAUUCUGAAUCGAAUAAAGGCCAACAGCACACACACCAAGAUUGAGCUGUUCAUCGGGGGAGAGAUCAUUGACCCAGCAGAUGACAGGAAGCUAAUCGGGCAGCUAAACCUCAAAGAUAAAACUCUCAUCACAGCCAAGCUCACCCAGGUUAGCGCCAAUAUGCCUUCCAGUCCAGACAGCUCCUCAGACUCCUCCACUGGCUCCCCUGGGAACCAUGGCAAUCACUUCAGUGAUGGGCCAAACCCUGAAGUGGAGAGCUGUCUUCCCGGCGUGAUAAUGUCCCUACACCUGCGCUACAUCUCUUUCCUCUGGCAAGUUGCAGACCUGGGCUGUAAUCUCAACAUGCCUCUCCUCCGGGAUGGAGCUCGUGUUCUAAUGAAGCUCAUGCCUCCAGAUAACACCACAGUGGAAAACCUGCGAGCCAUCUGUCUGGAUCACGCCAAACUCGGUGAAAACAGCCUUAGCCCCACAUUGGAUUCACGUUUCUUUGGACCAUCACCAUCUCAAGUGCUUUACUUGAUAGAGGUGGUGUACGCCUUGCUCAUGCCUGCCAGUGGGACGUUGGGCGAGGAUGCUAGUGACUUCCAGUACAACUUCUUGAAGAGUGGUGGCCUGCCCCUGGUUUUGAGCAUGCUGACCAGAAAUAACUUCCUGCCAAAUGCUGACAUGGAGACCCGGCGGGGAGCUUAUCUCAACACACUAAAAAUAGCCAAACUGCUGCUCACAGCUGUAGGCUUUGGCCAUGUGAAGUCUGUGGCGGAGGCCUGCCAGCCUGUGGUGGAGGGGACUAUCCCUGUAUCGCCUAUCAACCAGACCACACAUGACCAGGCUCUAGUGCUACAGAACGCCUUGCAGAAUAUUCCCAACCCCUCCGCCGAGUGCAUGCUGCGGAACGUGGCCAUCCGCCUCGCCCAACAGAUCUCAGAUGAGAACUUCUUCCAGGCCUCUAAGUACAUCCCAGAUAUCUGUGUCAUUCGAGCGGUUCAGAAGAUAGUCUGGGCUUCUGGCUGUGGCUCUGUUCAGCACGUCUUCAGUUCUAAUGAGGAGAUCAGCAAGAUCUACGAGAAGACAAAUGCUGGCAAUGAGCCGGAUACAGAAGAUGAGCAGGUGUGCUGUGAAGCUCUGGAGGUCAUGACCCUGUGUUUCGCCCUUAUGCCCACUGCACUAGAUGCACUUAGCAAAGAAAAGGCCUGGCAGACCUUCAUUAUAGAUCUGCUGCUGCACUGCCAGAGCAAGUCUGUUCGUCAAAUGGCUCAAGAACAGUUCUUCCUCAUGGCCACCCGAUGUUGUAUGGGCCAUAGGCCUCUUCUCUUCUUCAUCACCCUCCUCUUCACAGUUUUAGGUAGCACUGCAAAAGAGCGGGCAAAGCAUGCUGCUGAUUACUUCACUCUUCUUAGGCACUUACUCAACUAUGCAUAUAACAGCAACAUUAAUCUUCCUAAUGCAGAAGUUCUCUUAAACAAUGAGAUUGACUGGUUAAAGCGCAUACGGGAUGAAGUGAAGAGGACUGGAGAGCCUGGGGUUGAGGAGACAAUUUUGGAAGGUCAUAUUGGUGUCACAAAAGAGCUACUAGCAUUCCAGACCCCAGAGAAGAAGUUCUACAUUGGCUGUGAAAAAGGAGGCGCUAGUCUUAUCAAGGAGUUAAUGGAUGACUUCCUGUUCCCAGCAUCUAAUGUGUACCUGCAAUAUAUGAAGAGUGGAGAAUUCCCCACUGAGCAGGCCAUACCUGUGUGUAGCACCCCAGCCACCAUCAAUGCCGGCUUUGAACUGCUGGUUGCACUUGCUGUCGGAUGUGUGCGAAAUCUCAAGCAGAUUGUGGACACACUAACUGAUAUGUACUAUUUAGGUUGUGAACCACUUACAGAAUGGGAAUAUUUGCCGCCAGUUGGCCCAAGGCCCACUAAGGGGUUUGUGGGUCUGAAAAAUGCAGGUGCGACUUGCUACAUGAACUCAGUGAUCCAGCAGCUCUACAUGAUUCCUCCUAUCAGGAAUGGCAUCCUGGCCAUUGAAGGCACGGGCAGCGAUGUGGAUGAUGAUAUGUCUGGAGACGAGAAGCAAGAUAAUGAGAGUAAUGUGGAUCCACGGGAUGAGGUGUUUGGUUAUCAGCACCAGUUUGAAGACAAACCUUCUCUCAGUAAGUCGGAAGACAGGAAGGACUACAACAUUGGGGUUCUUCGGCAGUUGCAGGUCAUUUUUGGACACUUGGCUGCCUCCAGGUUGCAAUAUUACGUGCCUAGGGGAUUCUGGAAGCAAUUUCGGUUGUGGGGUGAACCAGUCAAUCUGAGGGAACAGCAUGAUGCCCUGGAGUUCUUUAACUCACUGGUAGACAGUCUAGACGAGUCUUUGAAAGCAUUGGGUCACCCUGCCAUGCUGAGCAAAGUACUGGGUGGCUCUUUUGCUGACCAGAAAAUAUGUCAGGGCUGUCCUCACAGAUAUGAAUGUGAGGAAUCGUUUACGACGUUGAAUGUAGAUAUCAGAAACCAUCAAAAUCUAAUUGAUUCUAUGGAGCAGUACGUGAAAGGAGACUUGCUCGAGGGUGCAAAUGCCUAUCACUGUGAAAAAUGCAACAAGAAGGUGGACACAGUGAAGCGUUUACUCAUUAAGAAGUUUCCUCCGGUGUUGGCCAUCCAGCUGAAACGCUUUGAUUAUGACUGGGAACGAGAGUGUGCCAUCAAGUUCAAUGAUUACUUUGAGUUCCCACGGGAGUUAGACAUGGAGCCCUAUACAGUAGCUGGAGUAGCUAAGCUGGAGGGGUCUGAUGUGCACCCAGAGAACCAGCAGGAGGUGAUCCAGCAGAAUGAGCCGUCGGAGCCGGAACCCCCCUGCAGCUCUCGCUAUCGUUUGGUGGGAGUUCUGGUCCACUCAGGCCAGGCUAGUGGAGGUCAUUAUUACUCCUACAUCAUUCAGAGGAACGGCAGUGGUUGUGAGGGAGAAAGGAACCGUUGGUACAAGUUUGACGAUGGUGACGUCACUGAAUGCAAGAUGGAUGAUGACGAGGAGAUGAAGAACCAGUGCUUUGGUGGAGAGUACAUGGGCGAGGUCUUCGACCACAUGAUGAAACGCAUGUCCUAUAGGCGACAGAAGCGCUGGUGGAACGCCUACAUUCUCUUUUAUGAGCGAAUGGACACAUUAGACAAGGAUAGCGAGCUAGUUAAAUACAUCACUGAGCUGACAGUGACCAGCAAACCUUACCAGGUGAAGAUGCCCUCUGCUAUUGAACGCAGUGUGCGCAAACAAAAUGUGCAGUUUAUGCACAACCGUAUGCAGUACAGCUUGGAGUACUUCCAGUUCAUCAGGAAAUUGCUGACCUGUAACAGUGUCUACUUGAACUCACCGCCAGGUCAAGACCACCUUUUGCCUGAAGCAGAAGAAAUGGCUAUGAUUAGUAUACAGCUCGCUGCUAGAUUUCUCUUCAGCACUGGGUUCCACACAAAGAAAAUCGUCCGUGGCCCUGCUAGUGAUUGGUAUGAUGCUCUGUGCAUCUUGCUACGACACAGUAAGAAUGUGCGUUACUGGUUUGCACAGAACGUCCUCUUUGCAUAUCCGAACCGCUUCUCUGAGUACCUGCUUGAGUGUCCCAGUGCAGAGGUUCGAGGGGCCUUCUCCAAACUCAUUGUAUUUAUUGCACAUUUCUCCCUGCAAGAUGGACCCUGCCCUUCACCGAUUGCCUCACCUGGACCUUCAAGUCAGGGCUGUGAUAAUUUGAGUUUGAGUGAGCACUUGUUCCGUGCCAUACUUAAUCUGCUGAGAAGGGAAGUGUCUGAGCAUGGCCGUCACCUGCAGCAGUACUUCAGCCUUUUCGUCAUGUAUGCCAACCUUGGCUUGGCAGAGAAGACACAGCUGUUGAAGCUCGGGGUACCAGCUACCUUCAUGCUUGUGGCUUUGGAUGAGGGCCCCGGCCCUCCUAUUAAGUACCAGUAUGCUGAGCUCGGAAAGCUCUAUACUGUCGUCUCACAGCUGGUUCGCUGCUGUGAUGUGACGUCACGUAUGCAGUCCUCAAUCAACGGAAACCCUCCCCUGCCAAACCCAUAUGGUGACCCCAACAUCACCGCACCCAUCAUGCCUCUGCAGCAGGUGGUGGUGGACAUCCUGUUUGUGCGUACCAGUUAUGUGAAGAAGAUUAUCGAGGACUGCAGUAACUCAGAGGACACUAUCAAACUGCUGAGAUUCUGCUGUUGGGAAAACCCUCAGUUUUCCUCCACUGUGCUGAGUGAACUACUGUGGCAGGUGGCAUAUUCAUACACGUAUGAGUUAAGGCCUUACCUGGACUUGCUCCUUCAGAUCUUGUUUAUUGAAGACUCAUGGCAGACUCACAGGAUCCACAAUGUGCUGAAGGGAAUCCCUGAUGAUCGUGAUGGGCUUUUUGAUACCAUUCAGCGCUCCAAAAAUCACUACCAAAAGAGAGCUUAUCAGUGUAUCAAAUGCAUGGUGGCUCUUUUCAGCAACUGCUCAGUGGCCUGUCAGAUUCUCCAGAGUAAUGGCGAUUUAAAGAGGAAGUGGACCUGGGCAGUGGAGUGGCUCGGUGACGAGCUGGAACGUAGACCGUACACUGGCAAUACCCAGUACACUUAUAAUAACUGGUCCCCUCCUGUCCAGAGCAAUGAGACUUCUAAUGGAUACUUUCUGGAGCGCUCACACAGUGCCCGUAUGACUUUAGCCAAGGCCUGUGAGUUGUGCCCAGAAGAGUGUCACUUAACGAAGCACGAGGGGGUAUCUGAAGAGGACGCUGGCCGGAAUCCGUCCUCAACACAGCAACUUUUGCCAGGGGAAGUGACAGGUCAACAACAGCACACCGAGCCUGAUGAGCAGGAGGCCCUUGAUGAGCGGGACACUUCUCCUCCAGAGGACACUGCUCUAUACCCUCACUCUCCGGGCACAAAGUUUCAACAGCAGAAUAACCUCCCGCAUAUGCAGCCGUACACUGGCCCCGCAGCACAGCACGUCAACAACCCUCAGCGUCCAGGCCCACGAGCACAAGAGAACUGGGAGCCCCCUGAGGAGGUGCCGCCCAGUCAGACUAAAGACUAACAAUGUUGUCACACUGUCCUCCAUCGGAGUUCUCCAGCGAGAUACUCGAAUCCAGAGCAAGGCCAGGCCCCACCAUGCUGAUCUACUCCAGAGCCCGUGUAACCAGAACAUUAAGCUUCCCUCAAUUUCUAACUCUGGAGUGGAGAGUCUCUUCACCGUCUGCUCGACAGUAUUAACUGUCAAAAGUGUAACUUGCAGUGGACUGUGCAUAUUGUUUGUAAUAAUAAAACGGGCCUGUCGCACUUGUCUCAUGA
Sinocyclocheilus anshuiensis is the source of this 6139-nucleotide messenger RNA. RefSeq names its product probable ubiquitin carboxyl-terminal hydrolase FAF-X. The record is from RefSeq and is a predicted model, not a curated record. The transcript is spliced from 33 exons. Gene Ontology annotation, biological process: protein deubiquitination; cell migration. Gene Ontology annotation, cellular component: cytosol; nucleus. Lineage: Eukaryota; Metazoa; Chordata; Actinopteri; Cypriniformes; Cyprinidae. The annotation marks the transcript as partial. Gene Ontology annotation, molecular function: cysteine-type deubiquitinase activity.